AUUUCACAUUCUGUUGUACGCUCAUGCUCGAUCGCACAUCAGUUCGCAUUCAGUUCGUGUUAAGCUAAAUAAUUUAUUAACAAAUAAUUUGUAAGUGUUCCUGAGUUCAAGUUUUAUAACUUGUGUUCUGAUUUUUUUAUUCAUCCUGCAUCCAAGAGGAGGAAUGCCAAGUGACUGUCGGGACUGUUUGGGAAUUCGUUUUCGAAUUAACACCCUGCACCAAACCUGGAAGUGGCUGCAUCAGACAAUCGCCCUACAUGAAUACUUGAUCUCCCUCUCUUCGGCAGACACUGACGCCGGAUUUUCUAUGCAUUAAUGUGUUUACCAUUUUAGUGCUUCUG
Pararge aegeria (speckled wood butterfly) is the source of this 341-nucleotide messenger RNA. RefSeq lists its product as uncharacterized. The transcript has a single exon. The record is from RefSeq and is a predicted model, not a curated record. Lineage: Eukaryota; Metazoa; Arthropoda; Insecta; Lepidoptera; Nymphalidae. Bases 164 to 316 code for a protein of 50 amino acids.